Messenger RNA from Adineta steineri, 639 nucleotides. The record is from the annotation of a GenBank genome assembly. NCBI's taxonomy places the organism in Eukaryota, Metazoa, Rotifera, Eurotatoria, Adinetida, Adinetidae.
AUGAAUAUGGAUAUGAAACAUUCAGUCGUUCAAUUAAUGGAUUUAUCUGACGAAAUACUUCUGAUUAUUUUUGAGGAAUUGGAUAAUGUUGAAAUGCUCAAUUCUUUAAUGGGUACUAACACACGACUUGAUAGAGUUCUACGACAUCCAAUUUUUACUAGUCAUUUAACGUUAAUGAAAUCGUCAUCAAAUGGACUUUCCCAUCCAUUGGAUGAUAUUAUGGUUGAUCGAUUUUGUUCUCAAAUAUUGCCUCAAAUUCAUCAUAAUAUCAAAUGGCUCAAUCUCGAAUCAUUAUCUAUGGAGCGUGUUCUUCUUGUGUCUGAUUAUCCUAAUUUAUUUGGAUUGGGUCUUUACGAAAUUAAUUAUGAUGCCGCUCUACGUCACUUUAGUGGUAUUGAUAUUGAACGUUUGAAUGUUUCUAUACCUACCAAUUUUUCUUCUUCAACUCUGGUGGAAUUGCAUAUAAAUGUGGCUCGUUUCGGCGAUUGUCUUUAUUUACUCGAUGGUCGUUUCAAUCAACUUCGUUCAUUUUAUGUUAGAAUUUGUAUAAUUUCCAGCCAUCUAAUUUAUCCAUCGUCAAUAACUGAUAAUAAAGUAGGUUACUUCGGAAAAAAACAAAUAUUUGUUUUAUCGAAAUAG